Gekko japonicus is the source of this 945-nucleotide messenger RNA. It is a transcript of the gene PSPH, whose product is annotated as phosphoserine phosphatase. Gene Ontology annotation, molecular function: L-phosphoserine phosphatase activity; magnesium ion binding. Gene Ontology annotation, biological process: L-serine biosynthetic process; dephosphorylation. The coding region runs from base 254 to 934 and encodes 226 amino acids. The transcript has 6 exons. NCBI's taxonomy places the organism in Eukaryota, Metazoa, Chordata, Lepidosauria, Squamata, Gekkonidae. The record is from RefSeq and is a predicted model, not a curated record. Gene Ontology annotation, cellular component: cytoplasm.
UUGUAAAUAGCCACUUUCAUGUCGGCAACGAUAUCUUUGAUUAAAAAAAAAAAAGGAUCGUCCAAGCUUACUCAGCAGAAUCCACCGCAGCUGUUGUUGAAAUGUGGCUGACUUCCAGAUCACUUGGUGCCUGGGCAUCGAUGUGACUGAAGGGCUUAGCUGAUUCUUUUCCGUGCUGCACACAGCCAGUAGGUGUCCACCGGCAACAGCGACAAUUGCAACAGGAGCCACAACGCUGAAGGUCCCCUCCAGAAUGUCCUCCCUCAUGGAGAUGAAGGAAAUCUUCCAAAACGCGGACGCCGUUUGCUUUGACGUGGACAGCACGGUCAUCCGAGAGGAAGGCAUCGACGAGUUGGCCAAAUUCUGUGGCGUUGGAGACGCAGUGGCGGAAAUGACGCGCAGAGCUAUGGGCGGUUCAGUAACGUUCAAGGCAGCUUUAACGGCACGGCUGGGCCUCAUCCGCCCAUCCUACGAGCAGGUGCAGAAGCUAAUAUCAGAGCAUCCACCUCAGUUAACUCCAGGAAUAAGGGAACUGGUCAGCCGACUCCAUCAGCGAGGCGUCCAGGUCUUCCUAGUCUCUGGAGGGUUCCAGAGCAUCGUCGAUCAUGUUGCUAUGCAGCUGAACAUCCCAACAGCCAAUGUAUAUGCCAAUCGAUUGAAGUUCUACUUUAAUGGGGAAUAUGCAGGCUUUGAUGAGACGCAGCCGACAGCCGAGUCGGGCGGCAAAGGAAAAGUAAUCAGCUACCUCAAGGAGCAGUUUCAGUUUAAGAAGGUGGUCAUGAUUGGAGAUGGAGCGACAGACAUGGAAGCCUGCCCCCCUGCGGACUGUUUCAUUGGAUUUGGAGGCAACGUAGUGCGGAAACAAGUAAAAGAAAAGGCCAAAUGGUACAUCACUCACUUCGAUGAGCUGCUGAAAGAACUGGAGGAGCGAUAAAUUAUAGCAAA